AUGCAGCAAGACAAAGAAAAUAUAGUAACCAACAUAAAUAAUAAUACAAAUUCAGAACACAACAACAACACAUAUGAUCCAACUACAAAUACAGAACUAAAAACAAGACUAAGACCAAAUAGUCAGCCACAGUUUACUUAUAGCCAAGCA
Ambispora leptoticha is the source of this 150-nucleotide messenger RNA. The record is from the annotation of a GenBank genome assembly. Lineage: Eukaryota; Fungi; Glomeromycota; Glomeromycetes; Archaeosporales; Ambisporaceae.